This is a messenger RNA of Peronospora matthiolae, 834 nucleotides long. The record is from the annotation of a GenBank genome assembly. NCBI's taxonomy places the organism in Eukaryota, Oomycota, Peronosporomycetes, Peronosporales, Peronosporaceae.
AUGGGCAAUACGGUCACAAAGGCGCGAGAGGCACACGCUCAGGCCAAGAGCAAACCGAAGAAUACUCGCGACGUCCGGCAGCAGAAGAUUAAGCUCGCUAGUACGACGGGCGUCCUAGCGCUGCCAAAUAGUAGACUGAAGAAACUUCCCGAUGAGGUCCUGCAGCUGUUUAAAUUGCGCACUUUGGACGUUACGGGCAAUCAACUGAGUGAACUGCCACCGCAAAUAAGCGCGCUGACGGUAUUGAAGACGCUUAAACUGUCUUUAAACGCAUUCGAGACGUUGCCGGAUCUAUCGGAACUGAAGGCACUCACGACGCUCGUGCUAGAUAGUAACGUGCUCGUCGAUAUCCCCAAUGCUUUACCACCCAAUCUGACCAAGCUCACCUUGAAGAACAACCAACUUCGUGUCAUACCUCCCAGUGUACUGCAACUCACACAAUUACAAGAACUGGACGUGCCGGACAAUGUUUUGGAAACUUUAUCUCCACACUUGGGCAAGAUGCAGGAGCUACAGGAACUCAAUGUAGACGGCAACAAGUUGACGGAACUACCGGCUUUUUUGGCUAAAUGUGGCAAGCUCAAGGUGCUCUCGGCACGCGGGAACCUGCUGGUAGGGAGAUCAGCUGGUGCAAAGGUGCAGCCUAUAGCUGCUGAGCUGCUGCGAGAAGGCGUGGCUGUUCAGGUGAUGCACUUAGAAGGCAACCCGAUGACGAAGGAGGAUCUGCAGGAAAUGGACGGCUUCAAUGAGUUCCUCGUUCGACGCACGAAGCUCAAGAAUAAGGAAAUCCACGGUGGUCUGAACUCGGAUUUGAGCCUCUGCGGGCUUGAAUGA